This is a messenger RNA of Strongylus vulgaris, 692 nucleotides long. Lineage: Eukaryota; Metazoa; Nematoda; Chromadorea; Rhabditida; Strongylidae. The record is from the annotation of a GenBank genome assembly.
AUGUAUAAGUUCCUCCCCAAUAUUGUAGGAAAAAAGGCAGCUCCUAUUCAUAUUACAAUCAACGUACAAGAUGUUAACGACAAUGGGCCUCGUCUAGAAAUAUCUGACAAUCAUAUACGACUUUCCAAUAACAGACUUAUUGCGCCCUUCCUUGUCCAGGUCCUGGACGGCGACAGUCCGAGUGCAAAUAAGAAUCAUUUGGCACUUAGUGGAAGCGCUGCUAGUUUUCUAAGUCUUUCCAAAGUAUCCAAGAACCUUUACCAGAUUGACGUCACUGGUUUCGCUGCUUCUGGCAAUCAUAACUUAGAAAUUACCGUUUCUGAUUCGAAGUCGUCUGAUAAAGUGGCGGUAGACGUCCAAGUGCAGAAUUCUCGCUCUCAUGCUCGCUUCAGGCGAACGAAAUACUCGCGAUCCGUCACAGCUGAUAAAAUACACGAGGGCAAUCAACUCCUGCAGGUAGAGCUGGAGGGUGUUCCUAUAGAUGAAGCACGCUUUGUAAUUUUGCAAGGAAAUCCCGGCUGGCUCAGCAUAGACGACUACGGUGGACGUGUCGGAAUAGCGAAGUUCAUUAAAACAGGAAUUCUAGGUAAAGUAUUUAGCAUCAUUAUGUAUGACAUUUGGGCGAACAAACGUUCAACUUUUUACGGAUCGUCAAGUGGUAAAGAAGACAGGUUUAGAGGCAUAGUUUGAAG